Molecule: messenger RNA, 615 nt
Organism: Penicillium lagena
Lineage: Eukaryota; Fungi; Ascomycota; Eurotiomycetes; Eurotiales; Aspergillaceae
Exons: 2
Coding region: 1-615 (204 amino acids)
Molecular function (GO): acyltransferase activity, transferring groups other than amino-acyl groups
Source: RefSeq, a predicted model, not a curated record
AUGGGCUCAACAAUCAAUUCCCUCGUUCUAGAGCCGGCUACUGCGGAAGAUGUCCCUGCCAUCACGGAGCUAUGGUUUGCUGCCUUCACACAGCCCGUGAUCGGCCACUUGUUCCCAAAUACCCCGGGUAUGCACCAAUGGCACCGGGACUGGCACCUGGGUGACAUUCAGACAAAGCCUUUCCAAAAGUACCUACGAGUAGUUGAUACGGAAUCGAGGGAUGAGCAAGGCCGGCCGCGACUAGUUGCCUUUGGUAAAUGGGACCUGGCCAUGCCCGACGAGCGAGGCCGUCGGUUCCCGCAUUGGCAUGCGGAUUCACCUUACCAAGAAUGCGAGGACUUUAUCGAUGAGCUUGAGAAGGCAAGGAAGCGUGUUAUGGGUGAUGAGAAGCAUUACUAUCUGGACACCCUCGGCACUCAUCCCGAUUACCAACGACGCGGAGCCGGUUCUAUGAUUGUGAAAUGGGGUUGCGAUCUGGCUGAUAAAGACGGCAUUUCAGCAUAUGUAGACGCCAGUAAGGAGGGCGCAGGACUAUACAAGAAACACGGCUUCGUGGAUUAUAAUCCACCUGGCAAUGACGUGGCUGCGAUGGCUCGCUUUCAAAAGGUCCAAUGA